CUCCCGAGACCGCCUCGACAGUCUCUUUGCCAAGCCCCCAUUCCGCUGCGCGACCUUCAGGAAGAGCUGCCAACAGCGAAGCGAUCAUACAAGUGCCCCAAGCCUGGAGCAACUGGGACCACAACCCAUUCGGUCCUGGUUUUGGGGGCAUAUUUCCUACACCACGUUCCCAUGGAUGGCCCGAAGGUCAACCAGGCUCAUUCCCGGAUUACAGAGCUCUCCGGGCGCCUAACGAGGCUCUCACUGGGGCCGGUUCUUAUAGCGCCGCUACGAUUGCCUUUGGCAGUCAUGAUCAAAGGUCUUACGGUGCAACCCCAGAUACCUACUGCCAUGAGAUAUUAUGGCAUGGCUGUGCCAUAUCACAGUCAACUGUCGACUACAACAACCCCAACUUCCAGCAUAGGCUUCCGAUCGCUGAUAACCAGCUCAGUGGCUCUUGGGAGGUCUGCCCUCAAUCUCAGAUGGUGCCCAACCCUCCAAAUCCUUCAAUGUACGCCCUGAAUUGCAGUUUGUCACCCGGCCCAGGGAGCUAUCAAGAGUUUGGGGAUCCCAUCGGCGAUGAGAGUGCCUUGAAUGUCACCGUGACUGAAUCGGAUCUCAUUUGCUUCGGCAUGUUCGUAGGCAUUCCAGGGACCUGCAAACGCCCUGCUCUGGCUGAAACAUCAACCCAUCCUAUCAAGCUCGAAACUCCAGGGUCCUUCAUUGGGACACAGGAUCCUAACCUCAAGGGAGACGUGAGCCCUGAUUCCACUUUUCUCACAACAGCCCUCCUGGAGGAAUCAGCCCUCGAGCUUCAAAUUAAUUGUACAGUGUUGAUAAAUCCACCCAAGUUGAUGCGCAACAGCAAGCUUCUCCGCGUAUCAGGCCUCACAUCACAGUGCUCUCUGGAUAUUAUUCUCUAUGGGCCAAUCGAGCUUUCAAAACACAUUUGCACCUUUAUAGAAGAAUGCAACGAAUAUCUUGAAGACCACUGCAAGUUAUACCUUCAGGACCCGCUUGGCUGCGAUCGAAAUGUGCGAUACUACAACCCGCACAGACUACCCCCGUUGGAUCCGAAAUGCAUCCAGUUCACGUUUGAUCUGGCACACAAACAACAGAGCCUCAUAGAACUUGAAGACAUCGGACCGCGGCCGGAGUUACUGGAAAUCCUGAACUCCCAGGAGGACUUACCGGAAGCACUGCAGCCGCCUGCAAUAGCGACGCCGCUGGAGAGACAUCAAAAACAGGCCUUGACCUUUAUGUUGCGAAGAGAACAGGGCUGGGCAUUUGAUGGGGCCAGACCAGACAUAUGGGAAGCGGUAGAAAGCGGACAAGAGCAUUGCUUUAUAAACCGAAUAUCAGGCGCCCGCCAGAUGGAUGAGCCACCAACGUUCUAUGGAGGAAUCAUUGCGGAUCCGAUGGGCCUUGGGAAAACGCUCACCAUGAUCUCUCUCCUCGCCUCGGAUGCGCACCAUUCGACGUUCAGUGAUGCGUCUGGGAAUUCCGGGGUCCUUGGAGAGGAGUCUUGUGGACUGACAUUAAUUAUUGUCCCACCACCUUUGCUGGGCACCUGGGAGGAAGAACUCUCGACCCAUGUUGUCCCAUCCAAGCUACCGUGGCGCUUGCACCAUGGCAAAUCUCGCCUCACAGACCCCUCAGAGCUCCAGAACACAGCGAUUGUGCUUACCACUUAUCACACAGUGUCUAUAGAGUGGCGAAACUGGAGCGACCUCGAGUCUUCCUUGCUGUUCACAACCAGAUGGAAACGAGUGGUGUUAGAUGAAGCACACUUCAUCCGCAAUAGCGAAUCGCAAAUGGCGCGAGCCGUGUGCGCUCUCGACUCCGUCUCACGCUGGGCUGUCACCGGCACUCCCAUUCAGAAUCACCUCAACGACCUGGCAGCACUUCUCAAGUUCCUCAACGUCUACCCCUACAACGACAAACGUGUAUUCGAUGUGGAUAUCUCGCAUCUGUGGAAAACGGACAACGCCGACGAGGCCGUAAAGAGACUGAAGCGUUUGGCGGGCUGCCUUCUCCUCCGCCGGCCGAAAGGGACCAUCGAACUACCAGCGAGGCACGACCGGGCCUGCUAUGUCGAGUUCCAACCUCGAGAACGAGAGUUCUAUGACCAGGUCAAGUCACAGGCGAUUGCGCGGUUCGAUGAGGCGCUUAUCCAAGGCAACCCGGAACCAAGAACGUUGUCUUUUGUGAGCGUCUUGCAGCAAAUCGAGGCUAUGAGAAUGGUCUGCAAUCUUGGACUUCUCUACCCUAGUAGACACACUUCGUCUAGUAUGACAGGAAAGAUGUCCGAAGUAGACGACUGGCAGAAUACUGCACAGCGUGCGUUCAGCCUCCGUUUCGAGAUGGGCAGUCUCCAGUGUCACUAUUGCCCCUAUACUGUCGACGCGGGCUACAAUCCUCUCAGCGAUACAGAGUCCACAAAGCCUCUCUUUACCCAAUGCAUGAGGCUCAUCUGCUCGAGCUGCAUGCAAGGGCUGUCACACAAGACCCAGGCGCUGGGAUGUGGGCAUAACCCGCCGUGUCCUAUGGCUACUGUAUCAAUAAGCACGGCGAGUUUGGAGGAGUCGCCCCUUCAGAUCUCACUCAGCAACGUUGUGGGAUCUGCAUACCUUCCUACAAAGGUGAAGGCUCUAAUCGAGGACCUACAGACAUUGCCUGGAGAUGUCAAGUGUGUCGUGUUCUCAACUUGGAGGAUGACGCUCGACGUGGUUGAGUCAGGGCUCAAGCAAGCAGGCAUUCCCGGACUCCGAUUCGACGGCAAGGUCCCGCAAAAGGACAGACAAGGAGUUGUUGAGCGGUUCCGCAAUGAUCCCGCCAUUCGUGUAUUGCUAUUGACUCUCUCAUGCGGAGCAGUUGGGUUAACGCUGACUGUUGCGUCACGGGCAUACCUGAUGGAACCGCACUGGAACCCGACUCUUGAAGAGCAGGCACUCGCGAGAAUCCACAGAAUCGGACAAAAGCGAGAAGUGACAACACUGCGAUUCUACGUGAGGGACUCAUUCGAAGAGAAUGUCGUCAAGAAUCAGCAGUUCAAGAAGGACCUUGCGGGCAUUCUGCUUGCGCCAAGCGGGGCUGCUAUCGACAACAUGCAACAUUUGGAGCGACUUCGGGCACUCAUUUAGUUGUCUCCUUUACUGGCCUUUGAGUCAGGGCAUAUUGCUGCUCCGCCGCCGAGGCUUGGCCGUAGCUCGCAAAUGCUAGCGUGGAGAGCUUCAAGGUCGCCGGCAUGUUCUGCGGUACCAAAACCGGGCUCAAUUUCUACGGUUAAAGGGAUAUCAUACAGUAAGGUGAGAGGGGUGGCACAUCACGAAAGGGCUCAGCCAGAAUCGUCAGUUGCGGACAUCCGGGAGGAUAAUAGCUACCAACUUUCUGCCGAUCAACUUCGUGCAUGUUACAGAGUCUAUGCCUCCAGUUCUCAUCGACAGCGAUUGUUAUUUCGAGACUGGAUAAAAUUACUCACUAAGCGGCGAAAUGUUUCAUCUUGCGCCGGACCGUGUCUUGUACACCAACUGCAUACGGUGGCACCGUAGGCAAGGUGCGCAAAAGUGCAACAAUAAAAAUCGCAAAGCGCAUAUUGCGAAUUGC
Messenger RNA from Ilyonectria robusta, 3585 nucleotides. RefSeq names its product SNF2 family N-terminal domain-containing protein. The coding region runs from base 462 to 3122 and encodes 886 amino acids. The transcript is spliced from 12 exons. NCBI's taxonomy places the organism in Eukaryota, Fungi, Ascomycota, Sordariomycetes, Hypocreales, Nectriaceae. Gene Ontology annotation, molecular function: ATP-dependent chromatin remodeler activity; ATP binding. The record is from RefSeq and is a predicted model, not a curated record.